This is a messenger RNA of Chenopodium quinoa (quinoa), 1769 nucleotides long. RefSeq names its product probable LRR receptor-like serine/threonine-protein kinase At5g48740. Gene Ontology annotation, molecular function: ATP binding; protein binding; protein kinase activity. The annotation marks the transcript as partial. Gene Ontology annotation, biological process: protein phosphorylation. The transcript has 11 exons. The record is from RefSeq and is a predicted model, not a curated record. Lineage: Eukaryota; Viridiplantae; Streptophyta; Magnoliopsida; Caryophyllales; Amaranthaceae.
GGACUUACAUAAUACAUCACUAGCAGGAAAGAUACAAAACUUGGAGGGUCUGCUACACAUCGAGCAACUGAAUCUGAGUUUCAACGAUCUCACUUCCUUUGGGACAGACCUGGAAAGCCUGGUGAAUCUUCAACUUCUGGACUUGAAAAACAACAGCUUACAGGGAACCAUUCCUGACAAGCUAGGAGCUUUAAAGAAACUCCGUCUACUGAACCUGGAAAACAAUAAAUUAAGAGGGCCUCUUCCACACUCUUUGAAGAAAGAGAAUUUGAUUCUCAGGAUAUCAGGAAAUUUGUGCCUGUCUUUCUCUACAUCAGGAUGUAACAGUUCAGGGGAAGCUCCAAUCGAGGCACCACAAUUUACUGUAAUUCCUGAAAGAAAGCACAGAGGCCAUGCACAUAUAGCCAUCAUACUUGGUGCAGUUAUUGGAAGCAUAUGUGUGGUUAUUUUGAUUGGUUUGUCGGUGUUCUUAUAUGUGAGAAAGAAAACGCCAAUGUUGAAUAACAUAUCAAAGGAAGAAGCUGAAAUCAGAAAUUGGAAUGCAGCUAGAGUCUUUUCUUACAAAGAAAUUAAAAAAGCAACAAAUAACUUUAAGGAUGUAAUUGGGCAAGGGAGUUUUGGAUCUGUUUACCUUGGGAAGCUUCCUGAUGGAAAGAUGGUAGCAGUGAAAGUUCGAUCUGAUAAGACUCAACUUGGGGCUGAUUCCUUCGUUAACGAGGUUCAUCUACUAUCACAAAUUAGACAUCAGAACUUGGUAUCUUUGGAAGGGUUCUGUCACGAGUCAAAGCAGCAGAUACUGGUUUAUGAGUAUUUGCCCGGUGGAUCAUUAGCUGACAGCCUAUAUGGUUCAAACAGUAAGAAAUUCACCCUGAAUUGGGUUCGGAGACUUAAAAUUGGCAUUGAUGCUGCUAAAGGUUUGCACUAUCUGCACAAUGGGAGCGAACCUAGAAUAAUACACAGGGAUAUCAAGUGCAGUAACAUACUUCUCGAUGCACAGAUGAAUGCUAAAGUUGCUGAUUUUGGCCUGUCUAAGCAGUUAUCAGAAGCAGAAGCAACCCAUGUAACUACCACUGUAAAGGGAACUACUGGAUAUCUUGAUCCUGAAUACUAUUCUACCUUACAGUUAACUGAAAAAAGUGAUAUCUAUAGUUUCGGAGUCGUUCUUUUGGAGCUCAUUUGCGGUCGGGAACCAUUUACCCGUGGAUCCGGAAAUCCGGACUCCUUCAACUUGGUUUUAUGGGCCAAACCAUUUUUGCAAGCAGGAAUGUUUGAGGUAGUGGAUGAUAAUCUGGUGCGAGACUAUGACAUGGAGAGUAUGAGGAAGGCAGCUGCUAUUGCUUCUAGGUGUGUUGAAAGAGAUGCGUCGAUCAGGCCUACUAUGGGUGAGGUACUACAGGAGCUUAAAGAAGCCUACAGCCUUCAGCUUGCACAUCUCGCUUCAAAUGGACAAGCUGAUUAAGAGCUUGAGUUUAUGAUGCAACAAUAUACAUCAUGCAUAUUACAUCAGUUUUGAAUUAUUUUUUAUAGCUAAAUUUAAUAAUUUAUGGCAAUGGGUUGAACAGAUACAUAAUUAUGUCCGGCUUAAGGAUAUUGUAAGAUAGUACAUCUUGUAAAAAAAGCUUAAGAAGUAUACCUUAUUAGGAUACAAGAAGAGAUACGUUUACGUAUAGUAAAAAAUAAAAUACACGAUUUUGAUUAUUUUUCCGACAAACUGUCAAGAACGAAGAUACUUGGUUUUAGUAUGAACAUUGAUGACACUUGCUACUUCA